GUGGGGGUUGCAGCACUGAGCAACAUGGCAGCGUGCAGUGUAGAGGAGUUGUUGGCUAAAGCUGAGGCGCAAGAGGCGGAAACGCUGAAAAGCAUAUCAGUCCAGAAAGAGCUGGACCUGGAGUUUGACAUCGGGAACCUGCUGGCGUGUGACAAAAACCGCAUCGAGCCUCGCGACCUCCGGGAGAAGAGCAAAGAGGACUUUCUGCGUGCUCUCGCUCGCGACAACACGCAGCUUCUCGUCAACGAAAUAUGGAAACAGCCCACGGAGAGGGUCGAGGAGGCGAUAGUGGCCAAACUGCCGGAGCCGACGACCCGGCUGCCCAGAGAGAAGCUACCACCGAAACCCAGACCUCCAACAAAAUGGGAGCAGUUCGCUAAGCUGAAAGGCAUAAAGAAGAAGAAGAAGACCAACCUGGUGUGGGAUGAAACCGCAAAGGAGUGGAAGAGGCGCUGGGGCUACAAGAGGGCCGGCGAUGACACCAAAGAGUGGCUGAUCGAGGUGCCCGAGAGCGCAGACCCGAAUGAGGACCAGUUCGCCAAACGAGUCAAAGCCAAGAAGGAGAGGGUGGCCAAAAACGAGCUCAACAGGCUGAAAAACAUCGCCAGAUCGCAGAAAGUCAAGAUCCCUGCUAUAACCCUGACCCCCAAAGCCAGCCAGUCCAAAGACGAGCUGGCCAGAGCCGAAAGUGUGGCCAAAACCUCCACAGCAUCCUUGGGAAGGUUUCAGGACCGCCUGCCCAAGGAGAACCCAGCAAAGAAGGGCAAGAAGAGGAAAUUCGAGCCCCUCAUUGGCAACUUUUCUAAUGAAAAGCAGAAGCAGCUGGAGCUCCUGAAAGUCAUGGACACUAAGAAGCCCAAGUUGGACAUCACCAAAGCUGUGAAUAAACAGAUGAGGCAGGAGGACAGAGAGGAGGCUGCUGCAAAACACAAGAAGGCAGCAGGGAAGAAGGGACGUAAAGGCGGCAGCAUGGGUGGAAAGCCCAGAGGAAAAGGUGGGAAAGGAAAGAAAGCAGCUGGAGGGGGAGGAGGGAAGAGAAGAGGCAAACCUGGGAAGCGCUGAGGACUUUUGUGUCUUCAUGUGUGUGGGUGUGUGUGUGCCUGCCUUGGCAUCAAAGUGUUGAACAUUCAUAAUGCAAUAUGAACAGAACAUCUGGUUUACCUGUGGCCCACGGGUGGGAUGCUCCCUCCAUCUAUGUAAACUAUGUUUACUGUACAUUUUGACCGCAGCAUCCAUGAUGAUUCUUUUCGAUGUAUGUGUAAUAUUCAUGAAAAAAAUUCACAAAUAUACUUUAAUAUUACAGCCGAGUAGAACACGAGCGACUUGUUUUUCUGUCUUUAAUUAUUGCAGAAGUUAUUUUUUAGUUCUGUGUGAUUAAAUUGAUGCUUCAAGUCUGAAAUGGUUACGUUAAGUAUCGUAAAGCGUUUUAGAUCCUUGAUAAAUGAGACAUAUUUGAAAAUAGGUUGUUUUUAAGGCUAUUUUUGUUACCCUUUACAUAUUACUUUGUAAACUCUAUAUAUACAUUCAAAA
This is a messenger RNA of Neolamprologus brichardi, 1530 nucleotides long. It is a transcript of the gene rrs1, whose product is annotated as ribosome biogenesis regulator 1 homolog. Gene Ontology annotation, cellular component: nucleolus; preribosome, large subunit precursor; nucleus. Lineage: Eukaryota; Metazoa; Chordata; Actinopteri; Cichliformes; Cichlidae. Gene Ontology annotation, molecular function: protein binding. The record is from RefSeq and is a predicted model, not a curated record. Gene Ontology annotation, biological process: ribosomal large subunit biogenesis; endonucleolytic cleavage in ITS1 to separate SSU-rRNA from 5.8S rRNA and LSU-rRNA from tricistronic rRNA transcript (SSU-rRNA, 5.8S rRNA, LSU-rRNA); ribosome biogenesis.